Lycium barbarum (goji berry) is the source of this 1536-nucleotide messenger RNA. RefSeq lists its product as uncharacterized. Bases 1 to 933 code for a protein of 310 amino acids. Lineage: Eukaryota; Viridiplantae; Streptophyta; Magnoliopsida; Solanales; Solanaceae. The record is from RefSeq and is a predicted model, not a curated record. The transcript has 3 exons.
AUGGAAAUAGUAAGAGGGAAACCUAGUGUAUCUUAUGGGGAGUUGCCGUCAUACCUGUAUAUGUUGGAGUACACAAAUCCAGGAACGGUUACAAGGUUGCAUAAGUCGGAUGAGGGACGCUUCCUUUACACAUUUGUUUCCCUGUAUUCAUCUAUCAAGGGUUGGGAAUAUUGUAGGCCAAUAAUGGUGGUUGAUGGGAGCUUGCUUAAAGCAGCAUAUAGGGGGACAGUAUUGACUGCUUGCACACUGGACGCAGCUAGUGAGUACACUAUAUCAGGAUUCCUUUCUCUUAAUGGUAGUUUCAGGAAUAUCUUUCCGCUAGCCUAUGCACUCAUCGACUCAGAAAAUGAUGCAUCUUGGGGAUGGUUCUUCAUGCAAUUGAAGAAUACUUUUGGGGUUCGGGAAGGAAUGCGUAUUGUUUCGGAUAGACAUGAUAGCAUCCAGAAUGCAACAUCAACUGUUUACCCAGAAGUGCCUCAUUGUUUCUGCAUCUACCAUUUGUGGAACAAUGUCAAGGAUCUAUUCAGGAAAAAUAAGGAAAAAGCGAGACCGAUAUUUUUUACUUUGGCUAAGGCUUACACCACCGAAAGGUUUGAACACUACAUGAACGAAUUGAAUAAAAUUGAUCGGCGAGUGCAACCUUAUUUGUUCAGUGUUGGGUAUGAACGGUGGUCUAGAGUAUUCUGUAGAGUGAAAAGGACAAUUUUCAUGACCUCCAAUAUAGUUGAGUCAAUGAAUUCGACAAACAAAUUUGCCAGAGAGCUUCCAGUAAGACGUUUGCUAGAGUUUUUGACAAAGUUGAUGACACAAUGGAGCUAUGAAAAUAGAAAACAUGCAACAAAGUCUACAGAGCUUGGCAAAAUGUACAACAAGAAGUUGAAGAAAAAUAUGAUUGCAUCACAGAACAUGACGGCAAUACCUUCUACGGACUAGUUGUAUACAGUGGUUGAAGGCAAAAGGAUAAACAUAGUGGAUCUCGGAGAGGGAACAUGCAGUUGUAAGAAAUUUCAAAUGAACAAAUUGCCAUGCUCGCACGUUGGGCAGUUAUAAAGCACAAUGGAAUGGGCCCAAUCUAAUUCUGCUCUUUCUACUACAAGAAGGAUUAUCUCAUGAAAACAUGAGAAAUUCCUGUGAAUCCUAUUCCAGAUGAGACUACAUGGGUUGUCCCUAGAUAGGUCAUGGAGAAUGUGGUCUUACCACCAGAAGGGAAGAGAAGUGCUGAAAGGCCAAAAAUCAAGAGAUACAAACUAGCUUCGGAGACUGAUAAUAAUAACAAUAAGAAGAAGAGGGCUAAGCUUUCAUGUGGGCGGUGUGGACAACCUGGUCACAAUAGGAAAACAUGCAAAAAUAUACCAAAGAACUUAGUUUGAAACACUAGACUUUAUGUUUUCGUUUCUUGUCGUUGGAACCAUGUUGAGUACUUAAAAUUCAUAGCAACAGUUGACUCAAAAUUCAUAGCAACAGUUGAGUAGUGCUUUUGAAGCGUGACUAAGCAUUUCAAGUUAGACUAUGCCACAAUGUUGAAAAUAUAUUUCA